Molecule: messenger RNA, 3064 nt
Organism: Rhizophagus irregularis DAOM 181602=DAOM 197198
Lineage: Eukaryota; Fungi; Glomeromycota; Glomeromycetes; Glomerales; Glomeraceae
Biological process (GO): L-histidine biosynthetic process
Cellular component (GO): cytosol; cytoplasm
Molecular function (GO): NAD binding; metal ion binding; phosphoribosyl-AMP cyclohydrolase activity
Source: RefSeq, a predicted model, not a curated record
AUGUUUUUACCAACUAUUGAUCUUUCUGAACAAGAAAAAUUGUCCAAUGCUCAUUUUACUGAUCUUAUCAAAUCUCUCAAUUUACUUGGAGAUAUUAUCUUAAAUAUUCCCACUCUCGCUGACUCAUCUUUGGUAAAAAAAUUUCUUGAAACUCAUCCUAUAGAUUCAUAUUGGAUAAAUCCUAUUAAAGAACAAGAAUUUAUUGAUAAUGAUAGUAUAAUUCGUUUAUUGGAUCAAGGAACCGAAAAAUUUAUUAUUCCUUCUUCAAAAAUAUUAUCUUUAAAUUUUGAUUACAUACCAGCAGAUAGAUUAGCUAUCAGUAUAAAUUUAGAUCAAUCAAAAGAUAUUGAGGAAUUAAUUAAAAAAUUAACAGGAUCUGUUUCUGCGUAUUUAAUUACUUUACCAAUAAAUUCGUCGACAAAAUCUCUUUCCGAAGAUUUAAUUCAAAAUUUAAUUAAUUUGACUAAAUUGGCACAAAAAAGUUUAUUACCAUCUGGAGGCCAAACAAGAAUAGGAAUUAUUAUAGAUAACCAUAAUUCACCUUCAAUUGAAAUAAUUCAACAAUUGUCAGAAAUUUCCGCAGAUUUAGUUGUAGAUAUUGGAAGUCUUACUCUUGACCCUACAGAUAAAGGAUUGAUUAAUAUUUCAGAAUCAUUAAUCUGCACUUUGAAAACUGAUCGUUCUGAUGGGUUAUUCACGACAAUUGUUUCGGAUGAACGAGGUGAGGCAUUAGGGAUUGUAUAUUCUUCUGCUGAAAGUAUUCGAGAAGCACUUAAAACUAGAACGGGGAUAUAUCAGAGUAGAAAGCGAGGUUUGUGGCAUAAAGGUGCUACUUCAGGAGCAGUUCAAAAACUAAAUAAAGUUCAAGUUGAUUGUGAUGGUGACUCUCUCAGAUUUAUCGUAAAACAAUAUGGCCCAGGAUUCUGUCACUUGAAUACUCGUACAUGUUUUGGUAAUAGUAAAGGAUUAACAGCACUUGAACAAACUCUUCAAAAUCGAAAAGAAUCUGCACCUCCUGGGUCAUAUACAGCAAAGUUAUUCCAAAAUCCGGAUUUACUUCAUUCAAAGAUUAUGGAAGAAGCGGACGAGCUAUGUUCAGCUAAAACCAAAGAUGAAAUUGCUUGGGAAGCUGCUGAUUUAAUAUAUUUUGCACUUGUGAAAUGUAUAGCAAAUGAAGUGCCUUUAACGGAUAUUGAAUCGCAAUUGGAUAAGCGUUCGAAGAUAAUUACUCGUAGACCUGGGAAUGCUAAACCUAAAUGGGAUGUUACUUCAAAUGAGACAUUAUCAGUACAAAAUAAUGAGAAUAAGCAACAAGAAUCACAAACAAAACCAGUUUCCACUUCAUUAUCAACUAAGAGUGAGACAAUUAAAAUGCAGAAGUUUGAUUUAUCUGAGAUAAACGUUACGCAAAGGACAUCGCUUCUUCAGCGUCCAAUUAUUAAAUCUGAUGAUAUUAUGGCUAGAGUUCGUCCAAUUAUGGAUGAUGUUAGAAAAAAAGGUGACGCUGCACUCAUUAAACUCACAGAAAAAUUUGAUGGUGUAAAACUUGCAUCUCCUGUAAUUUCUGCUCCUUUCCCUCCAGAAGCUAUGGCGCUUGAUGAAUCAACACGUCUUGCCAUUGAUCGAGCUUAUGAUAAUAUUUAUAAAUUUCAUGAUGCGCAAUAUGACCGUUCCACUUUAGUUGUUGAGACCAUGCCAGGAGUUGUUUGUUCUCGAUUUAGUCGUCCAAUUGAACGUGUUGGAUUAUAUGUUCCUGGAGGAACUGCGAUUUUGCCUUCUACUGCACUCAUGUUGGGAAUUCCUGCUAAAGUUGCAGGUUGUAAACAAAUUGUAUUUGCAAGUCCACCACGUAAAGAUGGAACUGCUGUACCAGAAAUAUUAUAUGUUGCCCAUAAAGUUGGGGCAUCGAAAGUUGUAUUGGCUGGUGGUUCUCAAGCUGUAGCAGCUCUUGCUUAUGGCACUGAAUCUGUCCCUAAAGUAGAUAAAAUAUGUGGACCUGGAAAUCAAUACGUAACAGCUGCAAAGAUGGUCGUUCAGAAUGACAGUUCUGCUCUGACAUCUAUUGAUAUGCCAGCAGGACCUUCAGAAUUAUUGGUUAUAGCCGAUAAUACAAGCAAUCCAGCAUACGUUGCAUCGGAUUUAUUAUCACAAGCAGAACAUGGAGUAGAUUCUCAAGUAGUGUUGGUUGCUGUAUCACUUACGUCUGAACAUCUUGCAAAGAUUGAACACGAAAUUCAUGCACAAGCAAGUAUAUUGCCAAGAGUAAAUAUUGUUAGUCAAUCAAUUCCAAAAAGUUUUAUAUUGCAAGUAGAUACUUUGGAAGAUGCUGUAAAAUUCUCUAAUGAUUAUGCUCCUGAACAUUUGAUUUUGCAUCUGGAUAAAGCUGAAAGCUUGCUUGAAAAAAUUGAGAAUGCUGGAAGUGUUUUUGUUGGUCCUUAUUCUCCUGAGAGUUGUGGAGAUUACGCAUCUGGUACAAAUCAUACAUUACCUACAUACGGAUAUGCGAGAAUAUACUCCGGUGUAAAUACUUUGACGUUCUUAAAACAUAUCACUUCUCAACAAUUAACUAAAGAAGGAUUGCAUAACCUGGGAACUACCGUAAUGAGACUAGCAGAAGUUGAGGAAUUAGAAGCUCAUAGAAAUGCUGUUCAAAUUAGACUUAAAGAUAUGGAAGUUUAAUUAAUAAGAAUUCUUUAUUUGAUUUGAAAAGCUUGAAGUGUAAAAAAUAAAACCGUAAAUGAUUAUUUAUUUUAACACAAGUUUAGAACUUUUAAAUUAAUAAUUACAUCGUUUCUGUAUAUAGCUCUCAAAAUUUGUAUCCUUGUGAUAAUAAAAAUAGAGUAGUAAAAAAAAAAGAAAAAAUCGAUUUUUUAUUAAAGUAUAACCGGGCAUAUCGGUGAUUAUGUCCGAUCUGAAUAUAGAUCAUGUAAUUCGCAAUAUAAAUCAUGUAUCUGGUAUAAAGCUUUUACAUAUGCAUCCAUAAAUCUUCAACUCUAUUUAGCAUACUUGCAAAUUUGUAUCAAUAAUACUGAAUUUAGAUCCUUUAGAAUAGUUAUUUCCAAUU